AAAGUCAUUAGUCGGCCAUAACGUAUAGGAGAAAGUGUCCCCCUGUCUCCGCCCCACGCGCUAGCAGCCAUACAACUGAUAAUACAAGGUGGAGGACAAGAGAGUUUUCAAGUCCCAUCACAGUACUUGACCAAGCUGUUGCCAGACUGUUCUCAAAGAAGAAACGCCGUAGCCUGAAACCAGAGCCAUCUCUAUAUAAGCAACUCAAGUCGUACAAGACUUUUCUCCGGUAGAGAAUAGCAAGCUUGUGUUGCUGAGUUGAGACACGCAUCACAAUGGGGAGCAACGACGGCUGGAAGCAGACGCUGGUGGUGCCGGAGAUCAAGCACACCAAGCUCUUCAUCAACGGCGAGUUCGUCGAUGCUGCCUCCGGCAAGACGUUCGAGACGAGGGACCCACGGACAGGCGAGGUGAUGGCCCACAUCGCAGAGGCGGACAAAGCCGACGUGGACCUCGCCGUCAACGCCGCCAGGGAGGCCUUCGAGCAUGGCAAGUGGCCCCGCAUGUCAGGCUACGAGAGGGGCAGGGCCAUGCACAAGCUGGCUGACCUGAUGGAGCAGCACAUCGAGGAGCUGGCGGCGCUGGACGGCGCCGACGCCGGCAAGCUGCUGCUGGUGGGCAAGAUCAUCGACAUCCCCGCGGCGGUGCAUAUGCUGCGCUACUACGCCGGCGCCGCCGACAAGAUCCACGGCGAGUCGCUGCGCGUGACCGGCAAGUACCAGGGGUACACCCUCAAGGAGCCCAUCGGGGUCGCCGGCAUCAUCAUCCCGUGGAACUUCCCCAGCCUCAUGUUCUUCCUCAAGAUCAGCCCGGCGCUCGCCGCCGGAUGCACCGUCGUCGUCAAGCCCGCCGAGCAGACGCCCCUCUCCGCCCUCUACUAUGCGCACCUUUCAAAGCUGGCUGGCAUUCCGGACGGAGUGCUCAAUGUCGUCCCUGGCUUCGGCCCGACGGCCGGCGCCGCCAUCGCCUCCCACAUGGACGUUGACAGCGUUGCCUUCACUGGUUCUGGUGAAGUAGGCCGCCUCAUCAUGGAGGCAUCUGCCCGGAGCAACCUCAAGACGGUAUCGCUGGAGCUCGGCGGCAAGUCGCCUCUGAUAAUCUUCGAUGACGCCGACGUCGACAUGGCGGUCGAGCUCUCAAGGCUUGCCAUAUUCUUCAACAAGGGAGAGGUUUGCGUUGCGGGGUCUCGUGUUUAUGUUCAGGAAGGGAUAUACGACGAGUUCGUGAAGAAGGCUGUGGUGGCUGCCCAGAACUGGAAAGUCGGAGAUCCGUUCGAUGUGGCCACCAACAUGGGUCCCCAGGUUGACAAGGAGCAAUUUGAGAGGGUCCUAAGGUACAUUGAGCACGGCAAGAGCGAGGGAGCGACUCUCCUCACCGGCGGCAAACCUGCCGGCGACAAAGGAUACUACAUUGAGCCUACCAUAUUUGCAGACGUCAAGGAGGACAUGAAGAUCGCUCAAGACGAGAUCUUCGGCCCCGUGAUGUCCCUCAUGAAGUUCAAGACGGUCGAUGAGGCGAUAGAGAAGGCCAACUGCACCAAGUACGGGCUGGCCGCCGGGAUCAUCACCAAGAACUUGGACAUCGCCAACAAGGUGUCAAGGUCGGUUCGCGCGGGGACAGUGUGGGUGAACUGCUACUUCGCCUUCGACCCCGAGGCGCCCUUCGGCGGGUACAAGAUGAGCGGCUUCGGCCGGGACCAGGGCAUGAUGGCCAUCGACAAGUACAUGCAGGUCAAGAGCGUGAUCACCGCAGUCCCUGACUCGCCUUGGUAUUAGAGAUGGCCAAGACAAUGCAAGUUUCAUUAUUUUGUGCAUUGUACAUGCUUGUUCAGUUCAGUUGGCCGGUGCUUGUGUAACAGUCCUUAAUUUGUUUGUGCCUGAUGCGAUGAAUGAAUUGUAAAAAAACCGCCACAUUUUAAGUUCAAGUCCAGGUUUGCGACCACAUUCCUAGGCCACAACAAAAAAACUAUGGGGUUUCUUA
Messenger RNA from Hordeum vulgare subsp. vulgare (domesticated barley), 1980 nucleotides. RefSeq names its product aldehyde dehydrogenase family 2 member C4-like. Gene Ontology annotation, molecular function: aldehyde dehydrogenase (NAD+) activity. Bases 276 to 1775 code for a protein of 499 amino acids. The transcript is spliced from 9 exons. NCBI's taxonomy places the organism in Eukaryota, Viridiplantae, Streptophyta, Magnoliopsida, Poales, Poaceae. The record is from RefSeq and is a predicted model, not a curated record.